Messenger RNA from Cryptotermes secundus, 2924 nucleotides. RefSeq names its product glucose-6-phosphate isomerase (gene Pgi). The record is from RefSeq and is a predicted model, not a curated record. The transcript is spliced from 11 exons. Bases 28 to 1704 code for a protein of 558 amino acids. Gene Ontology annotation, cellular component: cytosol. Gene Ontology annotation, molecular function: monosaccharide binding; glucose-6-phosphate isomerase activity; carbohydrate derivative binding. Gene Ontology annotation, biological process: glycolytic process; gluconeogenesis; glucose 6-phosphate metabolic process. Lineage: Eukaryota; Metazoa; Arthropoda; Insecta; Blattodea; Kalotermitidae.
UCAUAUAGUUGUCCAUGAUAAGGAAAGAUGGAAGGGAGGCAGAAACUCGUUGCCGAACCAAUCUGGCAGAAAUUGAAACAGUAUUAUAAAGAUAAUGGAAGCAAAAUAAAUAUAUAUGAGCUAAUGAAAGCGAAUCCUCGCCGCUUUGAUAAUUUCAGUUUGACUCUAAGCACACCACAGGAUGGAGACAUUUUAAUAGACUACUCAAAAAAUCGCAUAAACGAUGAAGUGUUUUCUCUUCUGAUUGAUCUGGCUAAAGCACGAAAAGUGGAAGCUGCAAGAAAUUCUAUGUUUGGUGCAGAGAAAAUCAAUUUCACAGAGAAUCGAGCAGUGUUGCAUGUUGCUCUACGUAACCGAAGUAAUACACCAAUUGUUCUUGAUGGUAAAGAUGUAACACCAGAUGUAAAUGCUGUUUUAGCACACAUGAAGGAUUUCACUGAAGAGGUGCUUUCCAAAAAGUGGAAAGGCUACACUGGAAAAGCCAUAGAAGAUGUUGUGAACAUUGGCAUAGGUGGUUCUGAUCUGGGUCCUCUAAUGGUGACAGAGGCUCUGAAGCCAUAUGCAACCGGACUGAAGGUCCAUUUUGUUUCCAAUAUUGAUGGAACUCACUUAGCUGAAACCUUGAAGCAACUCAACCCUGAAACUGUUUUGUUUAUUAUUGCAUCAAAGACAUUUACAACACAGGAAACAAUCACAAAUGCAACAUCUGCUAAACAGUGGUUUCUGGAAGCUGCUAAGGAUCCUUCGGCUGUAGCCAAACAUUUUGUGGCAUUAUCAACUAAUGGGCCAAAAGUGAAGGAAUUUGGUAUUGAUGAGCGCAACAUGUUUGGCUUCUGGGACUGGGUGGGAGGCCGUUACUCCCUGUGGUCAGCUAUUGGACUCUCUAUUUCUCUCUAUAUUAGUUUUGACAACUUCCAGAAGCUACUUGAAGGUGCACACUAUAUGGAUAAUCACUUCCAGAACGCACCACUGGAGAAGAAUGCUCCUGUUAUAUUAGCUCUCUUGGGAAUUUGGUACAGCAAUUUCUAUGGAGCAGAAACACAUGCCCUUCUGCCAUACGAUCAGUAUCUGCAUCGUUUUGCAGCCUAUUUCCAACAAGGUGACAUGGAAUCAAAUGGAAAAUAUGUGACACGCAAUGGUGAAAGUGUUACUUACAGCACAGGGCCCAUAGUGUGGGGAGAACCAGGGACCAAUGGCCAGCAUGCUUUUUAUCAGUUGAUUCAUCAGGGCACAAGACUUAUUCCAGCAGAUUUUAUAGCACCUGCUCAGACACACAACCCUAUUCAAGGUGGUUUACAUCAUAAGAUACUGUUGGCAAACUUUUUGGCCCAGACUGAAGCUCUGAUGAAAGGGAAGACAAAGGAAGAGGCCAGGUCUGAGCUCGAGAAAUCGGGGCUCUCUGGUGACAACUUGGAGAAAAUUCUUCCACACAAAGUGUUUGAAGGAAACAGACCAACCAAUUCAAUUGUUGUCAGGAAGAUCACUCCUUUCACACUUGGAGCACUCAUUGCACUGUAUGAACAUAAGAUCUUUACUCAAGGUGUAAUAUGGGAUAUCAAUUCUUAUGACCAAUGGGGGGUUGAGCUUGGCAAGCAGCUGGCAAAAGCCAUUGAACCAGAGCUCACUGAUAAGAACCCUGUAACAUCCCAUGAUUCAUCAACAAAUGGCCUCAUAAAUUUCAUCAAGAAAUCAGCUUGUUCUUGAGGUGUAAAUGUGUUGCAGUAAUCAUACAAAUAUCAUUAAUAUACUGUAGUACAUAUGUACACUCACUGAACAGUUUUUACUAGCUACUUGGAACAGUUUCUGAUAGUAGUCAUAAAUUGGUGAGAUGUAAAAUUACUUUUGUUUUCUAUAAAUCAAUUGCACUAAUUUGAAAUUUCUUCAAGCAAGAAGAAGCAGAAGGUACUGUGCUCAGAAGGGACCUGAAGAUAUGAUAAUCUGUUUUCAAUAAAAGUACCUGUUGGUUUGUGCAGAUGGGAAAACAGCAUAGAAACAGGCUUAACUUUCUCUAAGAACUAAAAGUUCAUUCAGUACAUUCUGAAGAUAUGGGCACAAGUUUACAUUGUGAUGAGUCAAGAAAUGGAUACAGCUUCUUUUUGCAUGCAAAUGACAUUGAAUUUCCAUUUGUCCAGUGUAGACUGGCCAUACCCACUGCCUGAAGUACAUAAACAAGGCAUUUCAGGAAUUGGAUUCAUUACAUUUUUAGAUGUCUAUCUCAUUAAAUUUAACUACUAUAAAAAGGGCAUUGUAAAAUAUUCAUUUUGGACAUUUUGUUGUUAAAGUUAACAAGGUUGAGUUUUCACUGCGAAUCAUAAAAAAUCCCAUAUCACAAAGCCCAUUUUUUCACUAUAUUGUUCCAAAUGCUGACUUUUAUGAAGAAAUAAAUUUGCAUCAUUAAAGUAACAAAAUCUCUAAACAGGACUUUUUAGGGAUCCUGGUGCUGCAGAUUUAAUUUCUUCAGGUCCCCACUUGUUAUAUGUCUAUUAUGAAAUAAAACCCAUUUGUAGAUCAUAGCAACAUUACAAUGCCCUUUCACUGUGAACACAAAUAGUGUGCUGGAAGCACAUGCUUAUCUACAACUUAUUACCGUCACAAGAAAAGAGAAUCAGAUCAGCCAUUUGACAAUUUACAUGUAUUCAGAUAUAUGAGCUACAUGUCAUUAAUGUAACUUACUAGUACCAUUAUUAAGGUUAGGUCUCCAUGUUCAGAGUCAGUGUGUAAGCAAGUCUGUGUCAGUACUCCCAAACUAAAGUAAUCUACAGUUAAUUCUGGAACCAUCAUAAGAAGUGUAUAUUGAAUAGAGUGUCACACAAUACUAUAUGCCAUGUUGGUUUUCUAUUAGACUGACAGCAAUAAUUUAAAAAAUCGUUAUAGUUAUUUUAAUGAUUUAAUUACUGUACUUAUAAUAAAUAUAUUAUUACUCA